AUGCUGUCUGCAUCCUCACCAAUUAUCUUUCCGAGCGACCCUCCGUCUCCAACGAAACGCGCCAAACCUCAUGAUAUUCAAUAUCCUACACAGAAGCCUCGCGUCACCGGGCCGUUUGUGGACUCCGACUCCGAAUCAGACACAGAGAAUAGACCCAGAGCAAGCUCCAGGUCUCCUUCCAAGAGGCGUAGAGUAGAGGUCCAACACGAGCAGUGGCCACAGAUCCCCGUCCUCGGUGCUCGAGAUGCGAAUGGAGAUGGCAGCAACAACAUCCUCCCCGUGGAGCACCCAGCAGGCGACCAUACAACAAUUCAUACGACUCUCACCGGAGAUACACAGAAUACUGCGGCACGGACAGGGCCUCAUUGGUCCCAACCAAACUCACUCCUUACUACGCCAAUCUUUGGAAGCCGCUCAAAAACUACUUACAAGCUAAAGACAUGUGGAGGUAGCGAGGUUACAAUUAGGCAGCGCAAGGAGGUUGUUGUGCAGUCUUACGAAUCCAUGGUGGCGGCCAGGUCGAAAACAAAGGAAGGGCGGGCGAAACGAGACUACUAUGGUGUUGAUAUACACAACCUCAUCAACACAGCCACGAGCGAAUUGGCCGAGAAGCAGCAAAACCCUCCAUCUCCAAAUACCAACCAGGCUAUUCGAUCCAUGGAAGCUACGUCUAUAUCCGAAAGGAAACCCAAAAAGACGAUGCUGUGGACCGAGAAAUACCGCGCGAGAAACUUUAGGGACCUGUGCGGAGACGACAGCACAAAUAGACUGGUCCUACGCUGGCUGAAGAAAUGGGAUCCGUUGGUUUUCCCCGGAACAGCUAAAGCAAGACCCAAAGUCCAGAGACGCAAUGGCCCUCAUUCUCAAGCUGAAGAGGAGAAGCCCCAUCGAAAGAUCUUGAUGUUGACAGGACCGCCCGGACUGGGGAAAACAACACUGGCUCACGUCUGCGCCAAACAGGCGGGCUAUGAAGUGAUAGAGGUCAAUGCCAGUGAUGACCGCAGUCGCGACGUUGUCAAGAAUCGAAUUCGCACCAGUCUUGGAACGGAAAGCGUCAAGAAUGUAAGCAAUCAAAAGGCCCUGAAUGGGCCUCAGAAGGUUGCUAAGCCUGCUUGCGUUGUGGUUGAUGAGGUCGACGGCGUGGUGACGGGAUCGGGCGCUUCAGGGGAGGGUGGCUUCAUCAAGGCCCUGAUUGAUUUGGUCCUCAUCGAUCAGAAGAACUCUUCAGGGGUAAACAAGUCUUAUGAUGGGAAAAAGAAAAAAGGAGACGAUUUCCGUCUGAUGCGUCCUCUGAUUCUUAUAUGCAACGACGUCUAUCAUCCAUCUCUGAGACCUCUCAGGCAGUCGAACCUGGCCGAGAUCAUUCACGUCGGUCGACCGACACUGGACACCGUAGUUGGUCGUCUAAAGACGGUAUUUGAAAAGGAAGGCAUUCCAUGCGACAAAGAUGCAGCACGCAAACUGUGUGAAACGGCAUGGGGCAUGGCCAGCGGCAUUGACGCCAAACGAGGACAAGAAAGCACCGUGCAAGGUGAUCUUCGAGGUGUCAUGGUCGUGGGCGAAUGGGUGGCUUCCCGGUUCAAGGUCUCAAGUCUGAAUAACAACCAACGCCUCACCAGGGACUGGAUUGAACGAAACAUCCUCCAAGAGCUUGCCAACGGCUCGGCGGGGGCUCGAGGGCUUGGACGAGGCAGCGUCAAGGAUAUCAUUUCCCGCCUCUUUCAAGAGGGCGGCGGCUUCCCCAAACAAGCACUCAGCUUAGCCAAGUCGAAGACGCAUCACGAACAGCCAAAAACGGAGCUUGGUUUUGGAGAGCAUCAAAAGAAGUAUGCCAUGGAGUGUCUUCGACAGAUGGUUGAUUCCAGCGGUGAAAUCAGUCAUAUUGUCACGGAGGUAUUCGCAGAGUAUCCGAACCGCGAGUUCAACGACGAUUCCUACCUCUCGAAGCCGAACCAGGCCUAUGACUGGCUGUAUUUUCACGAUGCUUGUCAGUCCAAACUGUACGCCAGCCAGGACUGGGAACUUGCGCCCUACCUAGCGCAGCCUGUCCUGGCCUGCCACCAUCUAUUUGCCUCGCCCGUUCGACAUUUUGCCAGCGGCAUGGGAUCAAACCACAACCAGCGAUCUGGCGUUUCAGGAGAGGAAGAAGCCGGCCCUACGAUUCCCUUUUCCGGCCCGCGCGCCGACUUCCAAGCCUUUGAAGCCGAGAAGCAAACCCGUGCACAGCUGCAGGCACUCCAAGCCCAGCUCAGCCCAACCAUGAUGCGGCUCUUCCGCAGCGCAGAGGACGUGGCGACGGAAUUCAUGCCCUACCUGGCCCGCAUGCUGUCGCCCGAUGUGAAGCCCGUCGUCGUUGGCGGCAGCCAGGGUACCACGGCGAGUGUACGAAAGGAGAGCGAGCGAGCAAUGGUCAAGCGGGCGUCGGAAGUGCUCGCUGAGGUGGGCAUUGCCUUGCAUAAAGGCAAGAUUGAGAGCGACGUCGUGUCUAGUCGCGGCCCGCAGUUUGUCUACCGCAUGGAACCUGACAUUGAUUCCCUCGCUACCUAUGAAACAGCCUCUCUUUUGACAUCCCAGCCCCCAACCCGCUUCGCCGUUCGCCAGGUCCUCGACCAAGAACUCCGUCGUACACUCGCCCUCCGCGAGACACAUGCUCGCCAAGCACGCUUCCAAGCCGGACGCGCCACCGGCGAAGGUGAGCUGCAGCAGCCACUCAUUCAGUCGACACAGAAGGACGACGCGGCGGUGGUGGAAGACGGGUUGGUAGUGAAGAAGGACUUCUUUGGACGCAUCAUUCAGGCGCAGCCGCUGGCGGAGGUGACGGGGGGGUUGGCGGAGAAGAAGGCGGCGGGACAGGAGAAGGUGUGGGUGACGUUUCAUGAAGGGUUGAAUAAUGCGGUGAGGAAGCCGAUGACGCUGCGAGAGUUUUUGAGCGGUUUGUGA
Molecule: messenger RNA, 2940 nt
Organism: Trichoderma aggressivum f. europaeum
Lineage: Eukaryota; Fungi; Ascomycota; Sordariomycetes; Hypocreales; Hypocreaceae
Exons: 2
Coding region: 1-2940 (979 amino acids)
Cellular component (GO): nucleus
Molecular function (GO): DNA binding; ATP binding; ATP hydrolysis activity
Source: RefSeq, a predicted model, not a curated record